AUGCUCAGAAGCUUACCAUUGUUAUGUACAAAAGGUAAAUUUGAAACAACAUUUCGUGGAAUUAAAACAAUGACUGAAAAGAAGAAAGUGAUUGUUAUUGCCGGAACCACAGGGGUGGGUAAGUCUCAAUUAUCUAUCCAACUAGCAACUAAAUUCGAUGGUGAAAUCAUAAAUUCUGAUUCCAUGCAAGUAUAUAAGGAUAUCCCCAUUAUUACAAAUAAACAUCCAAUUGAGGAACGAGAAGGAGUGCCACACCAUGUAAUGAAUCACGUUCCUUGGACUGAAGAAUACUUUCUUCAUAAGUUUGAAAAGGAAUGUUUGGAAACCAUAAACGACAUUCAUAGUAGGGGAAAAGUACCUAUUAUUGUUGGUGGGACACAUUAUUAUUUACAAGUUCUUUUUAAUAAAAACAUGGCUACACGAGAGGAAUCUGGUAGGCAAUUGAAUCAACGGGAGCGAGAUAUUCUCGAGUCUAACAAUCCACAAUUAAUAUACGAUACGUUAAUGGAAAAUGACCCAACUAUUGCUAAAAGAUAUCAUCCCAAUGAUACGAGACGGGUACAGAGGAUGUUAGAAAUUUUCUACCUAACAGGUGAAAAGCCAAGUGAAAGUUUCAAUAAUCAAGAUUUGACUUUAAGAUUCGACACUCUAUUCUUGUGGCUUUAUAGUGAACCAGCACCACUAGAGAAGAGAUUAGAUGAUCGUGUGGAUGUCAUGUUGGCGAACGGUGGAAUGAGUGAAAUUAAUCAAUUAUACACAUAUUAUAAGCAACAUGAUUUCAAGCAGCACCAAUGUGAAAAUGGUGUAUGGCAAGUCAUUGGGUUCAAAGAAUUUCUACCCUGGUUGGAAAAGGAGCCAGCUGUCACUCUGGAAGAUUGUAUUGAUAGAAUGAAGACUCGGACGCGACAAUAUGCAAAGAGACAAGUGAAGUGGAUAAGGAAGAUGCUAAUACCGGAUAUUCAAGGGGAUAUAUACAUUUUAAAUGCGUCUGAUUUAGAGCAAUGGUCUGAGCUGGUGUCAAAACGAGCCCUGCUGAUUGCCGAUGAAUUUAUGCAUAAUAAAUCUAUAACAGAAGCAAGAGCUCCAAGAGGCUUGGAGUUUUUACUGGAGGGCUUGAAGACAAGCACUGAGAAGAAUGUAAUUCAAGAACAGUACACUUGCGAUAUAUGCCGGGAUAAGGAUAACAAGAAAUUAUUGGCUAUAGGAGAAAAGAACUGGUUGAUUCAUUUGAAAAGUAAACGACAUAGAAGUAACCUAAACAGAGGCAAGAAAAAAGAACAGUAUGAAAAAUGGAAAUUAAAACAAAAUGAAUAG
Messenger RNA from Naumovozyma castellii, 1314 nucleotides. RefSeq names its product tRNA dimethylallyltransferase (gene MOD5). Lineage: Eukaryota; Fungi; Ascomycota; Saccharomycetes; Saccharomycetales; Saccharomycetaceae. The coding region runs from base 1 to 1314 and encodes 437 amino acids. The record is from RefSeq and is a predicted model, not a curated record. The transcript has a single exon.